Penicillium brevicompactum is the source of this 459-nucleotide messenger RNA. RefSeq lists its product as uncharacterized. The coding region runs from base 1 to 459 and encodes 152 amino acids. The record is from RefSeq and is a predicted model, not a curated record. The transcript has 2 exons. Lineage: Eukaryota; Fungi; Ascomycota; Eurotiomycetes; Eurotiales; Aspergillaceae.
AUGGGCAAAUAUGCGAAGAGUGCACAGAAUGUACUAGCAAUAUUGAAACGUAUGGGGGGAACAGAGUUUGAAAAAGCUUUUGGUAGACAGUUUCUCAACACAUUCUGGGAUAUCAGGGCCCCCAAUAUCCCAGAAGUAGCUCCGUAUCAACCACCUAAGCAGCAGAGCGAUUAUUCUAGCUCAAGUAUUUUGUUAGCAGAAGCAAAGACGACGAAUGUUCGACAUAUGUUCGAACUACAAAAUGCUGCAAUGGAAAGGAGACUAGAGAACAUUGGGAGAAUGAUGGAAGAUCUCGAGAUUUCUCAGACGCGAAAAGCGGCUCGCCAGGCGAGGCUCAGUCAGCAAAACGAGGAAUCUCAAAAAAAGAGAAUUGAGAGAGCACAACGAAAUCAGAAAGAACGAGAUGAUGCUGCAAUAGAAGGCAAGAACGAGCGAGGAGAGUUCAGCAGGAACGAAUGA